Juglans microcarpa x Juglans regia is the source of this 582-nucleotide messenger RNA. RefSeq lists its product as uncharacterized. The transcript has a single exon. Gene Ontology annotation, molecular function: RNA-DNA hybrid ribonuclease activity; nucleic acid binding. Bases 1 to 582 code for a protein of 193 amino acids. NCBI's taxonomy places the organism in Eukaryota, Viridiplantae, Streptophyta, Magnoliopsida, Fagales, Juglandaceae. The record is from RefSeq and is a predicted model, not a curated record.
AUGACUGCAAUGAUAACAAAACUGACCUGGUUUAGAAGCCAUUCUAUUCUUCAUGGCAAAGAGUUUCAUCAUCCUAGAUUCCUUAUAACCAAAGCUUUAGAGGAUUACUAUUUGUUCCAGAUGGCUCAAGAGAGGAAGUCAUCACCAAGUGUUACUGUUGUUCAGAAAUCUGCUUGGAUUAAGCCACCUGCUGACUGGUUUAAAAUGAAUUGGGAUGCAUCAUGUGCUCAAUCCAGAGGAAGGGUAGGCAUUGAAGUGAUUAUAAGAUAUACCAGUGGUCAAGUAAUUGGAUGUUGUCGUGACUCAAAGCCCUUAGUUGUUAAUUCUUUCAUGGCUGAAGUUGUUGCACUGCAAGUGGCUAUGAAUUUUUGUAAGGAUAUGGGGAUUAAAAUGGUGAAGCUAGAAGGUGAUUCUUUGCAAGUGGUUCAAUAUUUACAGAAAGAUAGCCAUGAUAUGAGCCCAGUUGGCUUGCUCUUGGAAGACAAAAAAUUGCUGCUCAAGUCAUUUGCUCAAUGGUCUAUUCAUCACACAAAUAGGCUAGCAAAUGAAGGUGCACACUACCUUGCUCAAGAUGCUAUUUAA